CUGAAUAGAAGAAUUGUCAACAUGAAGGCUUUCAUUGUUUUGGUUGCUUUGGCUUUUGCCGCCCCCGCUCUCGGUCGCACCAUGGACCGUUGCUCCCUGGCCCGCGAGAUGUCCGACCUGGGCGUUCCUCGUGACCAGCUGAACAAGUGGACCUGCAUUGCCGAGCACGAGAGCUCCUACCGCACCGGCGUCGUGGGCCCCGAGAACUACAACGGCUCCAACGACUACGGCAUUUUCCAGAUCAACAACUACUACUGGUGCCAGCCUGCCAAUGGUCGCUUCUCGUACAACGAGUGCGCCUUGAGCUGCAACGCCCUGUUGACCGACGACAUCACCCACUCCGUCCGCUGCGCCCAGAAGGUGCUCAGCCAGCAGGGCUGGUCCGCCUGGUCCACCUGGAAAUACUGUGACGGUGCUCUGCCCUCCAUCAACGAUUGCUUCUAAGCUGAUCACAAUUGGACACGAUUUUUUUGGAAUGAAUUAAAGUAAAUGUGUAAUAAAAUUGGAUGAUGCUCUUAAA
Molecule: messenger RNA, 520 nt
Organism: Drosophila novamexicana
Lineage: Eukaryota; Metazoa; Arthropoda; Insecta; Diptera; Drosophilidae
Product: lysozyme A/C-like
Exons: 1
Coding region: 22-444 (140 amino acids)
Molecular function (GO): lysozyme activity
Source: RefSeq, a predicted model, not a curated record